AAGAGGGGUGAGGGUGAGGAGCCGGCUUCCUCCCCGCCAUGGGUCCACCAGCAUCGUGAAGUGGACGUGAACACGAGGGGAGAGGCACGAAGACGUGAACACAAGCUCGGGGGGGGGGGGGACGAGGGGAGAGACACGAAGACGACGACGAAGAAGACGACUGGGGGGGGGCAUUGCUUUCGAGGAGGACACGGGACGAAGGCAGAGGGCGGUGAGAGCUCGCAUCACACCGCCUCGUCUGAUGCCGCUGAUUGAUCGGUGCCAUGGAAGAACUGCACAGUCUGGACCCUCGACGACAGGAGUUGCUCGAAGCCAGAUUUAUCGGAGGAGGAUUCAAGACUGCACAGGUUAACAACGAAGCUUCCAACCAAAGUUUGGGGAGCCAUGGCUCUCUAAGUGACAAGGAAACAGAGCAAACCCCUGAGAAAAAAUCACAAGACAGCAGAGGGAGAAAGCGCAAAGCCGAUGGUCAGAGUGAUCCCAAUCAAAACAAAGGGUCUUCAAGAGGACCGAAAAUAAGUGAUUAUUUUGAGUUUGCUGCAGGAGGUGGUUCAGGAACAAGUCCGGGAAGAAGUGGCCCUGCUCUGGCCAGGAUACCUUCACAACAUUCUCUGUCACAGCCACCUAUGGCCCAGGGAAGCCCACCAUCAUCUGCGUCUACUCUCGGGGAGCAUUCUGUUGCAUCACACAGACAUUUCCCAGUUUGCGUCUCACAAAAGAAUAUCCAGACUGAAAUAACAAUGGACAAGAUAAAGAUGCUGGAAAAUAACCAGAGCUCAGACCUGGAAAAGAAGGAAGGGAAAAUCGAUGACCUCUUAAGGGUCAACUGUGACCUGAGGCGACAGAUUGAGGAACAACAAAAGUUGGUGGAAAGGUACAAGGAAAGGUUAAAUAAGUGUGUGGUCAUGAGCAAGAAGCUUCUCAUUGAAAAGUCAGAGCAGGAGAAGCAGGCUUGCCGGGAGAAGAGCAUGCAGGACCGGCUGAGGCUCGGGCACUUUGUCACAGUGCGGCAUGGGGCCACCUUCACCGAACAGUGGACGGAUGGCUCAGCUUUCCAGAACCUCAUCAAGCAGCAAGAGUGGAUUAACCAGCAAAGAGAAGACAUUGAGAGGCAGCGGAAGCUUCUGGCCAAACGUAAGCCACCCACUGCUGGCCACUCAGCCAGCCCAAUGCCGGCUGGGGAGCAGAAGCAGCGGAAGACCAAGGCUGUUAAUGGUGCUGAUGAGGGCUUCCUCAAGCCUGCCACACCACAGUUAUUAACAGUUGCAGAGUAUCACGAACAAGAGGAGAUCUUCAAAUUGAGACUGGGACACCUCAAGAAGGAGGAGGCAGAAAUCCAAGCAGAGCUGGAGAGGUUGGAGCGAGUGAGAAACUUGCACAUCCGGGAACUCAAACGCAUUCACAAUGAGGACAACUCACAGUUUAAAGAUCAUCCCACGUUGAAUGAGCGGUAUUUGCUGCUCCAUCUGCUGGGUAGGGGAGGCUUCAGUGAAGUAUACAAGGCCUUUGACUUGCAAGAGCAGAGGUACGUGGCAGUGAAAAUCCAUCAGCUGAACAAAAACUGGCGAGAUGAAAAGAAAGAAAACUACCACAAACACGCUUGUCGAGAGUACAGAAUACACAAGGAACUGAAUCAUCCAAGAAUAGUCAAGCUCUAUGACUACUUCUCACUGGAUACAGACUCGUUUUGCACAGUGCUGGAGUACAUCGAAGGCAACGACUUGGACUUCUACUUGAAGCAGCACAAGCUCAUGUCUGAGAAGGAGGCACGCUCCAUCAUAAUGCAGAUUGUCAGUGCUCUCAAAUAUCUCAACGAGAUCAAGCCACCCAUCAUCCACUAUGACCUGAAACCUGGUAACAUCCUUCUAGUGGAUGGCAAGUCAUGUGGGGAAAUCAAGAUCACAGACUUUGGCCUCUCCAAAAUCAUGGACGACGAUAACUACAAUGCCGUCGAUGGCAUGGACCUGACGUCGCAAGGAGCCGGAACAUACUGGUACCUGCCUCCUGAAUGUUUUGUUGUGGGCAAGGAGCCACCAAAGAUAUCCAACAAAGUGGAUGUGUGGUCUGUAGGAGUCAUCUUCUACCAGUGUCUAUAUGGGCGAAAGCCAUUUGGCCACAAUCAAUCGCAGCAGGACAUCCUCCAGGAGAAGACCAUACUGCGAGCCACGGAGGUGCAGUUCCCCGUCAAGCCUGUGGUAUCAAAUGAGGCAAAGGCCUUCAUCCGCCGCUGCCUGGCCUACCGGAAGGAGGACCGCAUCGACGUGCACCAGCUGGCGGGCGACCUGUACCUCAUGCCACAUAUUCGCAAGUCCCCAGCCAAUACGAGCGCCAACACGCCCAGCUCCUCCGCUACAGCAGCAUCCUCCAACAGCAACUCAAAUUGACGGCAUGAGGCCUCAGCGCAUGCCACACGGACACGCUGCGCCCUUUGUGCUGCGCCCUCCACUCGGCACGAAGAGGACGGUGAUUGGUGUGCGCAGUGCAAGACGUUGCCGAGGUGGUGGACCACUCAGUGGCAGCUGUUUUCGUGAGGACGAGCAUGUGAAGACGUGUAAAUUAGCGGCUUCAUUUGUCCGGUGUUCCACGCCUGAAGGCGAGCCAGUAGAAACGACCUCAUGGAUCCUCGAGUGCUGAACGCAGCGAACUUGUCCUCGGCGCCAAAGAGCAGCCCAGGAAGAAACGUUGGAGGCAUAGCUUAGCCAUAUGUGAUGAUCUAGCUUUACUACUCACAACUUGCAUACAUACUGUUGCUCUCCAGCUGCCGUCCCUAUUUUUUUUUUAACUACGGUGGGAUGUGGUAGUCGGCAUAUUGUACAGACUAAAUGUAUAUUAAAGGGAAGCUUCAGACUAAAGCUGCACGUGCAUGGGUAGUAUAAAGAGAAACAAAAGAUACUGUGUAAAUUACCAACAUUGACUUUUAGCUGCAAGUGAGCUAAAUGAGACAAAGCUAAAAGGACGUAUCACUGACAUCUGUGGAAUCCAUUGAAAUGAUGUAAUAAAAUCACUUGAAUAAUAACGAAAGAAGUUGCUCUCAUGCUUUAGAAACUACAAAAUUCCAUGUGUACAAAUGUACACAGCAAUGUUUUGAAGCUGGAAAGUGGUUUCCACCUGCCACACUUAAAAAUGCGGUGCUUGCAGGUAAGCUACGUAUGUGGCGAAUUCUACACUGCACAGUGGCUAGGAAUCGCUGCAGAUGGGAACAGCUCUGCCAAAUAAAACAAGAAACUUGCUGUUAGGUGCUGCACUUAAUGUCAAUGAGGGAUUUUAUGCAAGCAAUAUGUUAAUUGCAAGAGCAUGAAUGAUUUUAUAAUUCAGAAGAGCGCCUUUUUCGUGUGCUAUGACAACUACAAACUUCGGGGGUUUUGCUGUUGAUUGCUUUUGCACUGCAGCUCAUACAAUCGUGCCUGCCAGCCUCAUGUGCUCAUGAGUUGUGUGUGGGCGUUCACUACGAAAGCUCAAAUCAAAUUCAUCAAUAGUGUGUUAUCCUUGAUGUUUAACAUUGCCGCUAUAUUGUACAGGUCAAUGACUUUAAGAAAACCUUUUCUGCCAAGUCACUGCAUGGAGCUGUGUAACGGCAUGCAGCGUGUUGUAUUGUUUCAUUGCGAAGUGGAUACAUGUACGAGCGUAUAACGAUUUUGAUUUAUUGAUGUUUGAACAGUGAAGCAGCAUUUUUAAUUCCCCUCUCCUCUGGUUUUGAGAACCACAUGUUUGAGGCUGGAGGCUCCACUGCAUCAGCUUUUGAAUCAAAAGCGUGGGCAGUGGCGGCAGUGCCUCGACUGCCAUGAUUUUACAUUCACUGUGAAUUUCUCUAAAACGCCCUGUGUAACCAGGCGUGUAAACAUUGGUUUUGAUCUUCUGUUUGAUGUUCACCACUUUACAUAACGUUAAACAGCUGCUGCUUUGUGUGUAGGUCUGAGCUGA
Lethenteron reissneri (Far Eastern brook lamprey) is the source of this 3921-nucleotide messenger RNA. Its product is annotated as serine/threonine-protein kinase tousled-like 2. Gene Ontology annotation, molecular function: protein serine/threonine kinase activity; ATP binding. Gene Ontology annotation, cellular component: nucleus. Gene Ontology annotation, biological process: peptidyl-serine phosphorylation; intracellular signal transduction; chromosome segregation. Lineage: Eukaryota; Metazoa; Chordata; Hyperoartia; Petromyzontiformes; Petromyzontidae. The record is from RefSeq and is a predicted model, not a curated record.